AUGGAUAGCCGUUUAGGAGUUGGCAGCUCUUGUGCUGAAGGCUUGGCCAUUGACGGCUCCUCCAGUCGACAAGGACCAGUCCAUCCUCAUGUCGAACAGGACGAAAUUACCUUUGACACGAGCAGUGGAGGUAGCGGCGACUCCUCAGACGUUUCCAUGUCAGAUUCCGACUCGGAUGCAGCCGACAGCCACGACCACGUGCGAUCUGCGACCCUCACCCGCGAUACCGGGCUGACUUCGCCGUCGGCUCCCCUGGCACCCGGAGUGACUGCGUCUGCGAGCUUUCAACCUGGGUUAAAAAAGCGGAAAUCCCCACUGCCUAUGGGUGCGGCAUCUUUCACAGCUGAGCCCGUGAAGAAGGAAAUCGACUUGCUGCUCUCUUCCUCUGUGCCCUCCUUAUUGAUGCCCGCUCUGCCAUUCGUACUUGUCACGGAUAGCACGCACGUCAUACCAUCGGCCAUGCUGCAGGAUGGACAAGCAACGCAUGUGCUCCAGCUUACCAAGAUCUUCCUUUCCGAGCAUAUCGAGAAGCUGAGACGGGAGUUUCUUUCGGUCAAGGCCAUGGGUACAGCCACCACUGAGGAAUGGCUCAAAGGUCUUGAGGACCGAGGGAAGGAGCAGCAAAGCGACUCAGUGCGGUGGGAGAAGUGGGAAUCAUCUGGCGGUACUAGGCAGAUGCGGAACCUGUCAUCCCCGGGUGGGCCGUCCAGCACCUCAACAGGCUUCGGGUCAAUGCCAUCGGACUCGUCCGUGUCGAUCGGGAGCCUACAAACAACCGUUGUUGGUACGGAGCCCCGUCAGCAUGUACCUGGUUUGGCCAAAUCCAAUGCUAUUUUGUCAGCCCCUCGUAAUAUGACAAUCUCCUCAGCAUAUCCACCUAGAGAGGAGCCCAUGUCUCUGCCGCAUUCUUCCCUCCAGGCUGUCCCACAACCCAACCCACCACGCAACAGGACGCGUGAAGAGGUCCUAGAGCUCAAGGCAGCUCGCCGCGUUGAGAUAGAACGCAGAGCCAUGGGGCUUGUACCACCGUUGCAAGCGAAUGUCCUAGCUCGUAUUCCCUCAUUCCAUGCAGCACUCCAGAUCCCCUUUCCCCUUGACGACAACGCUUGGGACUUGCUAAAACCUCGCUUGUUAGCCCAGAGGGCAGAUGCUGAGCAGCGGGAACAACAAGAUGAAGAAGUUGCUGCUCUUUCCCGCAUUGCUCAACAACGAGUCGAGGAACGCCGCAAUGCCAAGGGGACCAGCCUAGAAACUAAGCAACUCAUCGACAAGGGUUGGGACGAUAUUCAAGUCCCUCUUCGCGCGCAGAUUUCUGCAUACGCCGACGAGAUUAUUCGCGACGGAUGGCGUGACGGGCGCAAAGUCAACAAAAGUAGUGCCGUGCAGUUCGCCGCAGAGGUUCUCCUCUACGUCCGAAAGAGAUUCUACGCAGAGAUUGCCAAAGAUGUUGCUUCUCUUCUUGCUGCUGGCCAAGAACCAGUCUUCGAUGCACCUGAAGGACCUUUCACGCGCAUACUGACGCUCGAGAAUAUGAAGUGGCUUUUCGACGUCAAGGUCAAACCAAUCACGGACCCAUACCGUAAGGAGCUCUUCUAUUGCAAUGGCUGCGAAGGCAACAUGAAGAUGUACGGGUUCGAGGGGGUCGUACAACACUACGCGGCCAAACAUACGAGCACUCUCAGCCUUGGUAGCGUGGUGGUCCAUUGGCGAGCGGAAUGGCCCGAGAUCCCCCCUUUCCAUCCUGAUCCGCGCAGCCUGAAGAACUCAAAUAUCUCCCAAUUCGAGCAUUUUCACAAGACUUCGACCCCUCAAAACGGCGCAGUCCUCCAUCAACCAAGCCAUGCAGCCUUCCCGCCGAGCACAGAACCGGGAUCAUACCACCCAAGUUAUUACAACCCGCCUCCGCCAGGUUUUGGACCGCCUGGGUACGGUGAUCCGUACGCACCCUCCCCGAGCCAAGCUGCGUAUGGACCAAGUGCCCCCUACGCACCUGUGCAGCAUGCCUAUGGUCAGCCGUGCCCUCCACAGCAAGGCAGCGGCUACUCAGGAGUACCUGCACCCUAUGCUGGCACAUUUGCUACGGGACAACCCUCGUAUAAUCCUACAAGAGGCAAUCACUACGCCCAUAGCUAUAACACACACGCUGUCCCUUUUGCAGACAAGUACCGCACACAGCUUGAAGACGUAGCACGAAAUUCAAGGGAAUUAUGGACAGCUACUGCCAACUUGAAAGAGCUUCCAGGAAACAUCAGGGUGUCCGUGGUCAUCCACCAUGUCGUUGGCAAAUUUCGGUCACGAUUCUCGGAGAACCCACCCCUGAAUCUGUUCAUUGACGGACUCUCAAACAAUAAGGAGAUGCGUCCAGUCCGCAACGUCAACGGUCUGAUGUGUAAGGCUUGCAGCCUUGGUCUAGAUAACGCGAUGCUCACGGAUCAGGACCGAAAGACAUUCUCCCUCCCACAGUUGGUCAAUCAUUUCAAUCAACGACAUGUCCAGCAAUUGCUGUCGUACGCCCCAACGCUUGAUUGGACAGUCGACAUGAUCUACCUGCCGGAUCUCUCCGCCCUGUCCAACCUCCGAAACCUAACAAACAUGGACAGCCAGAGGUUUGCCCUGGUCUCCGAUGCGUUCCCGCCUGCAAAAUAUCCAGGCGGCUACUCACUGACAGUCUCUGCCGCGCCUCAAGUUCCCUCAGGUAAUUACCUCGCGUAUCAUAAUCUUUCUGCAAAUGUGCAGGAUUCGCUCAUCAAUCAACCCCCAGAGCCCCCAUCGCAUCAAGCAGCACCCUCACAUUCCCGCCCCCAGCAUAUAUCGUCACAGCAGCUCGCAAGCGGGUAUGAUCCAAAAGCACCGAGCAUGCAGCUGGACUUCAGUCGGAAAGCCUGCUUGGCUCAUGAAAAUAUCGAGGCUCUUCAAACGAGCGCCAACCACAAGACUCCUUCGACAACUUCACAUCCUGGCGGCUCAGGGCGGACGUCCCCAGAUACACGGCAAUCAUCUCACGGGGCAAAGUCGCGCAACCGUAAAGGAGGAGCAAGGGAUAGCAAAAUCACGUCGGCUCAGGGCUCUAAACAUCGCAAUGGUAAUGGGAACAUGGCGACGACUGGGCCCGAAAUACGGGAACCUAGCGAAGAGGACACGGGUGCUGAAGAAGAGGCUCGCCGUCAGGAAGAUGAAAUUCGUGCCAUGUGGGCUGCCGAUCGUAGAGAGACUGCCCGACUUGUGUCCACGAAUCAAGUUCCGAAACGUGGAACCGAACCAAUGCCCCAUGUCGCCGCCACCGCGAAACACGACCUCCAAAGGAGCCCUGAACUAGAGGCAAUCGAAAGGCCUCAGUCUCAAGCGCAAGUACACCGAGACAAUGACCAGCAACAGCCGUUCUUCAUACAGGAACGUGACAAUGAUGAUUUGAUGGCUGGUCUGGAAUCCCACUUGGAUCGACAAGCCUCAGACUACCGACCGGGACCUGUGGGUGGCACGGUUUCCGAGAGGGUCCCUUUCUACACACAGCCGAGUAGUCCCAGGCGGCAGGAGUACACAAAUGAGCAAACGCGCUCGCAAUCUCCAAUCUAUAUACGUUACGAGUCUGGACCUCAUCUUGAAGCGUAUCGAGAGCGCAGCGCCGGGAUUCGUGGGUCCACGCACGGAUCUGGUGCAGCUCCCGUCGCCGUGGAUGGUGUGUACGAAAACCCUCCCCAUCGGCAAUAUCAGCCACGGCCCUACCACGGCCGUCAAGCCUCUACCCAAUACAUCGAAGCGUACGAGCUUGUCCCGGUACGAGAUUCGCAGGGCGAGUAUUACAUUCGCCGGCCGAUCCGGCGUGCGCAAGAGCCCGCAUAUGUUGCGUAUGAGGACGAACUGCCAAUCCAUCGUGACCAGUUCAUACCUUACGAGGAAGAAGCGUACUACAGGCGCCAGCCGGUGUACGGUGACUCGGCAUUGAGAUCUGAACCUCCCAUGCGGCAGCCGGUCUACGACGACGCCAGCAGACUGGCUGGUACAGUCGGGCAACAAGGCUACGAGACAUUCUCAAGGAACGAUCCCGCCUCUUAUGAAGAAUGCGACCCUCGAUUCCCAGCCGCACCGGCGAGCUCUGACAUUGACCGCCAGGUCCGCUAUUAG
Messenger RNA from Anthostomella pinea, 4122 nucleotides. Lineage: Eukaryota; Fungi; Ascomycota; Sordariomycetes; Xylariales; Xylariaceae. The record is from the annotation of a GenBank genome assembly.